UGCUUGACAUGGCAAGGAACUGUGGAGCUGGUGAUAAAUGUCUUGUUUGUUUGCAGCUGAUGUUUGUAGCCUCUCCAGGAGCUGGUAUCGGGGACAUUGCCAUUGAUGACGUGAGUGUUGUGGGAGGGGAGUGUGAAGUCCAGGGACUGUGCUCCUUCGAGGCGAACACUUGCCAGUACACAUCACCCGGAAUGCUGAGCUGGAACCGCCUCAUUGGCAACAUGUCCAAUCGGCCAGUCACUGACCACACAACAGAGACCGCUGAGGGACACUUCAUGUUGGCCGAUACCAGCGCUGGCAACCUUCAGAGCAGCGAGGCACUGCUCCUGGCUUCACCCGUCCAGGAGCCCAUGGAAGCUGGUGGCUGUCUUCAGUUCUGGUUCCAGAUGAACGGUGACCAUCCAGGGACUCUGAAUGUCUAUGUGGAGGAAGAGACACGGAGGAAGCUGAAGGUGUGGAGCAUGAGUAUAGGCCAGGACCUGACAUGGAGCUUGAGCAGUGUCAAGAUUCACACAGCACACAAGUGGAAGUUAAUCUUCGAGGCGAUUGGAGGAGGAGCCACUGAGUCACACAUUGCCAUCGAUGAUGUCAUGCUAAGUCACACAGACUGUCCUCAAAUUGGAGCCUGUGACUUUGAACAGGACCUGUGUAAUUGGAAGAAUGUUCUGGACCCCAAUCUAGACACCAUGGACUGGAACUGGAGCAACGGGCAAACCCCCAGCUCCUUCAUGGGGCCUGAGGUGGACAACACAAUGAAGAGCCCACAAGGUGAGUGACAAUGGAAGAUCAGG
Chiloscyllium plagiosum (whitespotted bambooshark) is the source of this 791-nucleotide messenger RNA. Lineage: Eukaryota; Metazoa; Chordata; Chondrichthyes; Orectolobiformes; Hemiscylliidae. The record is from RefSeq and is a predicted model, not a curated record.